Messenger RNA from Cydia amplana, 1305 nucleotides. It is a transcript of the gene Ahsa1, whose product is annotated as activator of 90 kDa heat shock protein ATPase homolog 1. The record is from RefSeq and is a predicted model, not a curated record. Gene Ontology annotation, cellular component: cytosol. Gene Ontology annotation, biological process: protein folding; positive regulation of ATP-dependent activity. NCBI's taxonomy places the organism in Eukaryota, Metazoa, Arthropoda, Insecta, Lepidoptera, Tortricidae. Bases 279 to 1301 code for a protein of 340 amino acids. Gene Ontology annotation, molecular function: ATPase activator activity; protein-folding chaperone binding. The transcript is spliced from 3 exons.
CUGUCAGCAGUUAAUAAGCCGCAAGAAAGGACGACGUUUCUCGAAUUGUCAUGCUUAUGAAUUUACGAUUUCUCUCGCUGCUACGAAACGCUCUAGUCGAAUUAAAAUUGUGAAUUUUGACUGUGAUCUCUCGAGUUUGACCUUGUGGUGUACGCGCGUGGUGUUUUAGCAUCGAAUAAAGCUUUUGAAGCAUCAGCUGCGUUUACCUGACGUUUAUUACUGCAGGGACGUUGUUCAAUAGAACGUGUGAAUAAAAUACCUUGUGCUAGAGUGCGAUCAUGGCUAAAUGGGGCGAAGGAGACCCUCGGUGGAUCGUGGAGGAGCGGCCCGACGCCACAAACGUCAACAACUGGCACUGGACGGAAAAGAACGCAGGUCCAUGGUCGAAGGAUCGCCUAAAAGAGUUGCUGAACAAUUUAAAAAUAGCCCAAAAUGGUGUAGAUUGUAAGAUUACUGAGAUGGAGAAGAUUGAUGGAGAGGCGUCAGCGAAUAAUAGAAAAGGAAAGCUGAUAUUCUUUUACGAGUGGGACAUUAAGUUGAAGUGGGAAGGCCGCAUUUCAGGAGGCAGUGAGGUGACCAAGGGGGAAGUGCAUAUUCCCAACUUGUCGGAGGAAAACGACGUUAGCGAGGUUGAUAUGACAGUCACAAUAAAAGGCAGUGGCGAGGAAGCCCAAAGAGUGAAAGCAUUCAUGCACAACGUUGGCAAGAAAGAAAUCCGGAAACAACUAGAAGAGUACAUUCGGAGCCUCAAAGAGGAGUUCUCAAAAGGCCUCAUCCUCCCCAAGAAAGGAGAAUCCUCUGUCAAACCGGAUAACGUCUCAACAAUAACCAGCGGAUUCAACAAAAAAAUCAACAUGGAACCUAUAGUCGCGCCUAAGAAAGAAGUUGGUUGCAAAUUAGACACAAAAAGUCUAGAACUUUCAGAGAAAUUCCAAUGCAGAGGGCAAGAGUUUUACGAUGCUUUGACUAGAAUAGAAAUGGUGACGGCUUUCACGCAGGGCCAUGUGAAAAUGGAUGCUGAGAAGGGUGGGAAGUUUGCCCUGUUCGGGGGAAAUAUUACGGGGGAAUUCAGGGAGUUGGUGCCGGGGAAGAAAAUCACCCAGUAUUGGAGAUACAAGCAGUGGCCUGAUCAGCACUUCUCCGAGGUUACCAUCAAUAUUGAUGAGAAGGAUGACCACACACUAGUAACAGUAAAGCAGGACCUAGUACCGGCGGCCGAGAUAGACCAGACGCGAGAGAACUGGAAGAGAUACUAUUUUGAGAGCAUUAAGCGCGCCUUCGGCUUCGGCGCCUUCCUGUGAUCAC